Eublepharis macularius is the source of this 1963-nucleotide messenger RNA. RefSeq names its product insulin like growth factor binding protein 7 (gene IGFBP7). Lineage: Eukaryota; Metazoa; Chordata; Lepidosauria; Squamata; Eublepharidae. The transcript is spliced from 5 exons. Gene Ontology annotation, cellular component: extracellular region. Gene Ontology annotation, molecular function: insulin-like growth factor binding. The coding region runs from base 37 to 849 and encodes 270 amino acids. Gene Ontology annotation, biological process: regulation of signal transduction; regulation of cell growth. The record is from RefSeq and is a predicted model, not a curated record.
CUCGGCCUCGUCCCUCCCGCCGCAGCCUCCCGCGCCAUGGCCGUGUUGCAGCUGCUCGUCCUGGGCUCGCUCUUGGCGUCGUGCUGGGCCUCGCCGGCCCCGCCGGAGGCCUCGGCCGGCUGCCCGCCCUGCGCGCCCGCCCGCUGCCCGCCGCUGCCGGCCCGGGGCUGCGCGCUGGGGCAGGUGCGCGACGGCUGCGGGUGCUGCGCGCAGUGCGCGCGGGGCGAGGGCGAGGCGUGCGGCGGCGGCGGCGCGGGCGGCGGCUGGGGGCGCUGCGCGGCCGGGCUGGAGUGCCGGCGGCGGCGGGCGGGCCCGGGCCAGGGCCAGGGCCAGGCGGGCGCCUGCGCCUGCAAGAGCCGCUACCCGGUGUGCGGCAGCGACGGCCUCACCUACCCCAGCGCCUGCCAGCUGCGCGCCGCCAGCCUGCGCGCCCAGAGCCGCGGCCAGCGCGCCGUCCAGCAGCGCAGCAAGGGGCCCUGCGAGCAAGGACCGUCCAUUGUGACACCUCCUAAAGACAUCUGGAACGUGAGUGGGGCGCAGAUUUACCUGAGCUGUGAGGUCAUCGGAGUCCCAACCCCAGUCCUGACCUGGAACAAGAUAGCAAAGGGUCAAAGGACGGAGCUGCUGCCAGGAGAUCGGGAAAAUUUAGCUAUCCAAACUCGCGGGGGUCCUGAGAAGCACGAGGUGACGGGAUGGGUGUUGAUAUCGCCUUUGAGCAAAGAUGACAGCGGAGAAUAUGAGUGCCAUGCGUCAAACUCGCAGGGAGAAGCUACCGCGUCAGCAAGAAUUACUGUGGUUAAUUCUUUACAUGAAAUACCCACCUUAAAAAGUGUUGAGGCAGAGCUGUGAAAAGUGAAGAUUCAUACAGCGGGCGGAAGCUGCCACUUACUUCAAGCCCAGGCUAAUCUUUCAGAACUUUUGUUCUUUCCAGCUUCUCUCUGAUCAUUUACUCCUUUCUUGCUAUUUUUGCUAAGGUGCCAACUGUGGAAAGGGGUCCUUGGAUGUUCUUGAAGACAGUAUUACCACAGGGGGGUCCCAAACUAACAAAGCACAGUACUGCAGUUCAGAUAUACACAUUAUUGCAUUUAUUGGAUGCUAAUCAGGUUACAAGUGCAGCAGCCCUCUACCCAGGCAUGCUAACUCUUCUUGCUUAAGUAGGUCUAACACAGUGUCCCAAAAGGAGGACAAGUAGGAAAAAUGUAAUCCUUUCCUACAAAUGUCGUCUUAGGAGAUGGUUCACAGCCUUCUGUAGUUUUCUCUGUUCCUUUUGUUUCUCUGCCUCCCUGCCUGCAUUUCACUACCGUUGGUUUAUGUCUUGCACUCACACCAAAGGCGCUCCCCCCCUCCCCCUUCACAUUCCAACCAAAGUCCUGCCUUUCCCCUGAACUUCCUUGGAGUCCUGUGGACUGAUCUUCGCAUUCCUCAGAGUUCAGAAAUCGGGUCAAGAGGUGCUUUGUGCCCUGACACAUCCCUUCCCAAUAUGCAACCCUAUCUCACUUUGCAGGUUUCUUCAACGACCUUCAGAAGCAAAAGCAAUUCCCGUCUGGUUCAGGGUUCGAACGCCUUCCCUGUGGCUGUGGCCGCCCAUCAGUUCCCCCCUCCCACUUAACACUUAGUUCAAUUCAGCUGCUGUAUCAGCUCCAGUCUAAACACUGGGGAAGAGCCAGACUAAAUGGGCAACUUCCACCAUUUCUUUCUUCCCACUGCAACCGCACCCCCUUCAUAUUGUUUCCCAGGGUCCCAGGUCACAGCACUAGGAACAUUUUGAGGGGUGUCUAGGGAGGAGAAAGGAAAUGUUCUGCAGAUGGACGGUUCAGCCUGGAUCCAGCCCACUGCCUCUAGUAUAAAGGAGGAAUGGUUUUUCCCCCAGAUGUGCCAUCAAGAAAAAUAGGGGGGGAGGGGUUGUCUUAAAUUUGUGCAUAUGUUACAGGUAUGUACUUCAAUAAACAGUUUAUGCAUAACA